GAGAGAGAGAGAGAGAGAGAGAGAGAGAGAGAGAGAGAGAGAGAGAUAUCCGGCAUCCUGUCUGUGCACUCUCAGUAUCGCUCUUUGAGAGCAAUUAGACGGAGCUGCGUUUGCGGCGCCUCUGCAAUGACUCACUGAAACAUCUCGUGUGUUGAUGAUCCGCAUCUCUACCUCCCACCUCCGAAAACGCGCACACGCACAGGACGUAGAGCGUGGCUAUCCGGAGCGCGCCGACUGCGCUCGGUACUUUGGAUUUGCGAGCAAGAAGCGGAGUUUCCUCUGUGGUGCGCAUUUUGCCUGAAGUCGGGAGUUGCGCGGAGCAGCCAGACAGCGCAGACUGUGUCAGAGGAUAUCCUAUCACCCUGCUGCCCCGUUAACCAACAGCAUCCUAGGUUCUUCUUGGUGACAGAUGCGUUGUGGAGCAGCCAUUGAUCUCCAUGCAGGUUCUCAGGAUGGGGUGUUCUGAGAAAGCUGCUUUGUUUGACCAGAGCUUCAUCUUUCUACUUGUGGCCUAAGAAGUGGGAGUCAUCUCAGUGGAGGGGAGGGGGUGGGGGGAGUACAGAGGAAACAAGGGUCAACAGUAACCACAUCCUGCAAGGCUCUAGACAGCAUGAACAUGGCAGCCCCAGGAGGCCCUUUGAUAGUGUGUCGCCCCACAACGAAGACCAGCCUUCUGCUUCUGACUGUGCUCUGGUCCAUCUGCCUGGCCACUGCUCAGGCCCAGCAGAACCCUGUAGUCACUACCAAUUAUGGAAAAUUGCGUGGUGUGAAGGUGACAUUACCUAAUGAGAUUCUGGGACCAGUGGAGCAGUAUUUAGGGAUCCCCUAUGCACUGGCCCCUAUGGGGGAGCGGAGGUUCCAGGCACCAGAACCUCCAAUGUCCUGGCCAGGUAUCAGGAAUGCAACACUAUUUGCUCCAGUUUGUCCUCAGUUCUUAGAAGAUCGCUUUUUACUCAACGAUAUGCUCCCCGUGUGGUUCACUGCCAACUUGGAUACAGUGGUAACCUAUGUACAGGAGCAGAGCGAGGACUGCCUUUACCUCAAUGUCUACGUCCCGACAGAGGAUGAUAUCCACGAUGAGAACGGGUUGAAACCAGUCAUGGUUUACAUCCAUGGAGGCUCCUACAUGGAGGGAACAGGCAACAUGAUUGAUGGCAGCAUUCUGGCCAGCUAUGGGAACGUUAUUGUCAUCACAAUCAACUAUAGACUCGGAGUUUUGGGGUUUUUAAGCACAGGAGACCAGGCAGCCAAGGGCAACUACGGGCUGCUGGAUCAGAUUCAAGCUCUCAGGUGGAUCAAAGAAAACAUCCAAGCCUUCAAAGGAGAUGCAAAGAGAGUGACCAUUUUUGGCUCUGGAGCCGGGGCAUCAUGUGUCAGCUUACUUACCCUCUCUCAUUACUCAGAAGAUCUUUUCCAGAAAGCCAUCAUCCAGAGUGGUACGGCACUGUCCAGCUGGGCGGUCAACUACCAGCCUGCCAAGUACACACGGGCUCUGGCUGAGAAGGUGGGAUGUAACAUGCUCGACACCAUUGACCUGGUGGAGUGCCUCCAGAAUAAGAACUACAAGGAGCUGAUCGAGCAGUCUAUCUCACCUGCAAAAUAUCACAUUGCCUUCGGCCCUGUCAUCGACGGCGAUGUCAUCCCAGAUGAUCCUCAGAUACUAAUGGAACAAGGCGAGUUUCUCAAUUAUGACAUCAUGCUAGGAGUCAAUCAGGGUGAGGGGUUCAAGUUUGUGGAUGGAAUUGUGGACAGUGAGGAUGGCGUGUCUGCCAAUGAUUUUGACUUUGCUGUGUCUGACUUUGUGGACCACCUGUAUGGCUACCCAGAAGGCAAGGACACUCUGCGUGAGACCAUCAAAUUCAUGUACACAGACUGGGCUGACAAGGAAAAUCCAGAAACCAGGCGUAAGACAUUGGUAGCUCUGUUCACUGACCACCAGUGGGUGGCACCAGCAGUGGCCACUGCUGACCUCCAUGCCCAGUAUGGUUCACCCACAUACUUCUACGCUUUCUACCACCACUGUCAGAGUGACAUGAAACCUAGCUGGGCUGACUCAGCCCAUGGCGAUGAAGUACCUUAUGUCUUUGGCAUCCCCAUGAUUGGUCCCACGGACCUCUUCAACUGUAACUUCUCCAAAAAUGAUGUUAUGCUCAGUGCUGUUGUCAUGACCUACUGGACCAACUUUGCUAAAACAGGAGACCCAAACCAACCAGUUCCACAGGACACAAAGUUCAUCCACACAAAGCCCAACCGUUUUGAAGAGGUAGCCUGGACAAAAUACAACCCCAAAGACCAGCUCUAUCUUCACAUUGGCCUCAAACCUCGAGUCAGAGACCAUUACCGUGCCACCAAGGUUGCUUUCUGGUUAGAACUUGUUCCACAUCUGCAUAAUAUAAAUGAAUUUUUCCAGUAUGUAUCGACCACUACCAAGAUACCACCACAGGACACUACCCCAUACCCCUACACCAAGCGUUUCCCAGGGAAAAACAAUUGGCCAUCCACCACUCGCCACCCAGGGGUCCCAUCCACCAACACCAAACAGACCACUGAGCAGCGUACGAGCGGCGACUUGACAGAAGAGUCGACAGUUGUGAUUGAAACCAAGCGAGACUACUCCACAGAGCUCAGUGUCACCAUCGCUGUUGGGGCCUCCCUGCUUUUCCUGAACAUCUUGGCCUUUGCUGCACUUUACUACAAGAAAGACAAGCGAAGACAUGAGUCCAAUCGGCGAGUUCCCACUCCACAGCGCAACUCGGGGCCAACCAACACACCUUCUACUGCCAAUGAUGUGGCCCACCUGCAAAGCGAGGAACUGAUGUCACUGCAGAUGAAGCAGCAGCAACUGGAUCAUGAGCAUCACCAUGAAUGUGAGUCAAUGCAAUCUCACGACACUCUGCGUCUGACCUGCCCUCCUGAUUACACUCUCACCCUGCGCCGAUCACCUGAUGACAUACCAUUGAUGACGCCCAGCACCAUCACCAUGAUCCCCAACUCGCUGGCUGGCAUGCAGCCUCUGCACAACUUCAAUACUUUUGGAGGCAGCCAGAACAGUACCAACAUGCCCCAUGGCCACUCCACCACUCGGGUAUAGCUCUACUGGGAUUGGGAGGCACAAGUUUGAAUCCCCUCUUGAUCAGUUAGAUGUUUAACACACAAAGGCAAAUUUGAGUGACUGUGUGGAGCACAGACUCCAAAGUGUUAUUUUGCUACCAUGCUUUCUUGAAAACUAUAUCCACUAUAAAUUGUUCAAAAACUCAUGAAACUACAAAAAGUGAAUGUUACUUGGGAAAUAACUCUGCCAGGAGGUUUGAGGAGUUUUACCAAAAGAAAAGCCAACCGGAGAAAGACUGUUAAUACUCUCACAAUACAAAAUGAAUGGUUUCAGAGUGGACAAACAGGCAUUUACAUUGGCUUUUGUGCCAUAGUGUUGGAGAACAGUGGCAACAGUUGUUGGAAAGCAACUGCUACAUGGUACACACCUGAUUUAGGCACAAAAUUUUACACCCUGACCUGAAAUGUAUUUAUGAAAACUUUAUAAAAAUAGAUAAACAACAUAUAAUUGUGUGUGAAACAAAAAAAGGGAAAAUUAUAUAUUAAAAGAGCUCUUAAUAUUGAUUAUAUUUUCGCUAAGUUUCUUUGUUCUUUUCUCAGCUUGUGCUUUUUGUUGAAAUGUCUGUAAAUAUGAGUAUAUCAGUUUCAUUCUUUUUGUGGUUAUAACCUGUUUCAUUAUUUUUGUCACAAUGACCAAAAUGCGAACACAAUCCCAUUUUUUUGGAGCACACAUUCUGUGUCUGCAGUUCAUUAUGUACGGCACUAUCUGCUGUGUUGCUUUGAAAUAACUUUUCAGACAUUGCAUGUCCAGGAAGAGCUUUACUCUUGUUUUGCAGGCAUUUCUUCUGUCUGAAAUGAGGACUGACUGGAUCUCAUCACCUGCUGCCAUCACAUUAGGCUACCAUUAGUUUUCAUCGUGGAUUUUUUUUUUUCCUCACAGUCUGAGUGUCCCCUGAGCUUUCAAUGUGACCAGCAAUGUAUUAUUGAGAUUUUUUUAAAGAGCGUUUUUGUGUCAAUAUUAGUUGGAUAUGUUUGUAAAGAAAUAUAUAUGUUAGAUAUUUCAAAUUGUCAUAUGCUAGCAAUAUGUAAAGUAUUGUGCCAGGCUUGUGAUAUUUUGGAUUACAAAAGCAAGUGAAUGAGUGUAAAUAUUAAUGACAUUAAUAUAAAAUUACAGCAAAAGUAAACAUUACCUAUUUCCAUUUUGCAUCCUAUUACAAAAAAAUAUAAAUAAAUCAAUGCGAUUUUAUGUUAUAUUUGUAAAUUCUAUAAAAUACAUAGUCUUGCCAUUGGUCCUCAAACCAGUCAAGGAUUUUAAUGUAGAUUUUUAAAAUCCUGAGUUUGUCUUAUAUUUAUUUUUGGUUUUGCUUUGAGUAAUAGAGAUAUUUCUGGCUGGACACCUGUAAAAAGUUUUUCUGCAACAUUUGUAAUAAAAUAUCACAGUAUUUUCUGAAAAAAAGAACGUGAGAAAAAGGAUGAUAGGAUGUAUCAUUGAA
This is a messenger RNA of Thalassophryne amazonica, 4544 nucleotides long. It is a transcript of the gene nlgn4xa, whose product is annotated as neuroligin 4 X-linked a. NCBI's taxonomy places the organism in Eukaryota, Metazoa, Chordata, Actinopteri, Batrachoidiformes, Batrachoididae. Gene Ontology annotation, molecular function: neurexin family protein binding; signaling receptor activity. Gene Ontology annotation, cellular component: cell surface; synapse; postsynaptic specialization membrane. The coding region runs from base 611 to 3091 and encodes 826 amino acids. The record is from RefSeq and is a predicted model, not a curated record. Gene Ontology annotation, biological process: presynaptic membrane assembly; synaptic vesicle endocytosis; postsynaptic membrane assembly. The transcript is spliced from 6 exons.